Molecule: messenger RNA, 2231 nt
Organism: Magnolia sinica
Lineage: Eukaryota; Viridiplantae; Streptophyta; Magnoliopsida; Magnoliales; Magnoliaceae
Product: probable protein phosphatase 2C 1
Exons: 6
Coding region: 649-2040 (463 amino acids)
Biological process (GO): protein dephosphorylation
Molecular function (GO): protein serine/threonine phosphatase activity
Source: RefSeq, a predicted model, not a curated record
CUCUGUAAUCAGCUUUUCCUUCCUUUUUUAGAUUUCAUCUUUCCUUUUCCUCCGAAUUUUUCUCUAAAUAACAGAUUUUUCUUUGCUCGCUUUGAUUGCUGUUACUGUAGACUGGCGUCCUUUAUUUGAGAUUUUCCAUGUCCUUUGUGAUCUCUCCCUCUCUCUCAAAUAUUCGAUUAGUGAAAGAAGGGAUCGGCAGAAGUUCAUGUCAGCAUCAGCUUCCUCUCGUCUUUUUUUUUUUUUUGCCCCUUUUACCCUUUCUUACCUUUUCUCCUCGGUUUCAUUGAGGAAAAACCAAAGCGCUGCAUCUCACGUGCCUCCUUUCGAUUCAGAAGCCGCUGAAAUUUCUUGCUUUCUCACUUCUUUUCUGGUUAGUUUGAGAUAAUCAAAAGCCCAGCUGAAGUUUUUUUUUCUUAAAAUCCCUGGAGUCGAGGUCCGAAAAGAAUCUGGUGCAUGUGAGGUUCACCCAACUUUGGAUAAUCUUUCCCCAAUUGACCUUGCUUGGUGAAUAAAUAAGAACUAUGAAGCAACAGUUUCUUUGACAUGUUCUGGAAUUUGGACUGAGCUAUGUUUUAGCUGAGAGUGGAAACUGGCCUGUUCUUUGGAGGGUGGGAUAUAAACGGAUGCUUUCUUUUCAGAGCUGAACAGAUGGGUGGGUGUUUUUCAGUCAGUGAUAGGAGUGUUGAUGGUGUAGAGAGGAACUCUUCAGCAUGUCUACGACUUGGAUCACAGAGGAAAGGAACGAAGGCACGGUCAUCGGAACAUGUCAUCAACUUGCAUCAAUUGCCCUUUGUUCCCAACCGAAUUUUUGCAAAUGGAAAGAGCAGAACUUCUUGUAUUUUCACUCAGCAAGGACGGAAGGGCAUAAACCAGGAUGCCAUGGUUGUCUGGGAAGAUUUUGUUUCGGAUGAUGCAGUAUUCUGCGGUGUCUUUGAUGGGCAUGGCCCUCAUGGGCAUCUUGUCGCCAGGAAAGUGAGGGACGCUUUGCCGUUGAAAUUGCUGUCAUUCUUGCAAUCUCCUGGGUCGAGGGGGAAUGGUCCUAGUGGUGGUUGUUUCAAGGUGAAAAUGGGAGCGGUUGAGUCUGUGGCUUCUGUCAAGGACAGCCCAUCUGAGGAUCCGUUGCUUUCUUUGUGGAGAGAUGUUUUCCUUAAAUCAUACAAAGCCAUGGACAAGGAGUUGAGAUCUCACCCUUCUGUCGAUUGUUUUUGCAGUGGCAGCACUGCUGUCACAUUGGUGAAACAGGGGUUGAAUCUUUUCAUAGGAAAUAUUGGGGAUUCUCGAGCUGUUUUGGGUUCAAGGGAUAGCAGUGGUUCCAUGGUCGCAGUACAGUUGACAGUUGAUCUUAAGCCUGAUCUGCCGAGGGAGGCUGAGCGGAUUAAACGUUGUAAAGGCAGGGUCUUUGCCCUGCAAGACGAGCCGGAGGUGCAGAGGGUCUGGUUGCCAUUUGAUGAUGCCCCUGGAUUAGCAAUGGCUAGGGCUUUUGGCGAUUUCUGUUUGAAGGAUUACGGAGUGAUUUCUAUGCCUGAAUUCUCCCACAGGAUACUUACUGACAGGGAUCAAUUUGUUGUGCUUGCUUCUGAUGGGGUUUGGGACGUCUUGAGCAAUGAAGAAGUGGUUGAGAUUGUAUCCUCAGCUACCUCCCGAUCUUCAGCUGCACGGGUCCUUGUUGACUCUGCUGUUCGGGAAUGGAAACUAAAAUACCCCACUUCAAAGAUUGAUGAUUGUGCUGUAAUUUGCUUGUAUUUGGAUGGGAAGAUGGACUCUGAGUCAGAGCCAGAGGAGAUGAGUAUAUCUACAGCCCAUCAUUCUCAGGCCAACGAAUCUGAUGAUGGGCAGAACCUAGAGCCGUGUCUGCAGCGGAAUUUUACAGUUAGGUCGGCAGAGCACAGUGACUCGAGUGGUAGAACCCCACUUACAGCCGAAGUAGACGGAGUAGUGAUGGUUGCUGAGGAUCAGAACUGGUCAGGUUUGGAAGGUGUGACACGUGUGAAUUCACUUGUUCAGCUUCCAAGAUUCUCUGAAGAAAGGGCGAAUGCAUGAAAUCUUGCAUUUUUGGGGGAGGUGCAUUACCAAAUGAUGCGUUGUAAAUGUCAAUGCAUGCAAGUUGAUGUAUUUGAACUAAUCUGAAAGUCUUCCCUCCAUUGCAAGGGCUUGAUUGACAUGAGUUUGUGGAUGAAAAGUACAUGGCCCUUUGAAAAUGAAAAGUUUGCAGAGCUUGAUUUUGUUAGCAA